Messenger RNA from Syzygium oleosum, 2654 nucleotides. RefSeq names its product LEAF RUST 10 DISEASE-RESISTANCE LOCUS RECEPTOR-LIKE PROTEIN KINASE-like 1.2. The record is from RefSeq and is a predicted model, not a curated record. The transcript is spliced from 4 exons. Lineage: Eukaryota; Viridiplantae; Streptophyta; Magnoliopsida; Myrtales; Myrtaceae. Gene Ontology annotation, biological process: protein phosphorylation. Bases 278 to 2395 code for a protein of 705 amino acids. Gene Ontology annotation, molecular function: protein kinase activity; ATP binding; polysaccharide binding.
UGCAAGGAAACAAAGUUGGCCAUGGGGGGCCGUGGCCAAUGGAGAGAAAUCGAUCGCGAGUCCUGAAAAUGGACCCUUUUCAGCCGAAGUAUCAACAGUUGUCAUAGAUUUUACUCCCACCGAGCAAAUAUGUGGUCCCCUACGUUUGCUCUUUCGGGUCCUCUACGCUCAGUUGACCCGGUCAAUUGGCGUGUUUACGUGAAAAGAGAUUCAAGGAGACAUUCAUAUAAAUGCCAUCUUUAGUUUGAACCACUGAAGCCCCUUGUGUCUCUGCUAUAUGCCACAAAAGCUCUCCUGUUUCUGUCUGUUCUUUGUGCUUCUAUUGUUCCCUCCAAAAUUCCUGAAAAUGGGUGUCGAAAGCUCCAUGAGUUCCAAGGUUUUGCUUCGCCUUGUCAUUAGCGUUUUGACGAUCAUCUCUUUGGAAGACUGGGUUGCAUCGGAGAGCUUGAAAGAUGGACAUUGCGAGGGUGGUAAGUGCGGUGACGUCAUCAAAGAUUGUUACUUCUGGAACGACACUAAACCAUGUCCUAAUUUUCACAGCGAGUGUCAUGAGAAGCCAGUGUUUAACCUAAAACCUAGUUUUGGGGAGUAUGUUGUCGAUUAUGAUAAUCAAACUCUUAGGUCGAGCUCGGAGUUUGAGAGAACUGGCAAUGCUUGUUUCGCUCCAAUUGAACAUUCUCCCAAACCGUCCGGUGGAUCUGAUACUCAUGUUUCCAGAUUUAAACUGCCCUCCUCUCUCAAAUCCGAUGAGAGGCCUUCAUACCUAGCAUUUCUCCAUUAUUGCAGCAGCUCCCCAAAUGUUGAUUAUCUAAAUCCUCACUCGACUUGCCCCUCCGGUGGCGCCAACCGCUCUUAUGUCGCUCUUAUAGUAGACAUACAAGAAGUCCUAUAUCUUAAUCUGUCAGUGUGCCAGAGUCAUGUUAUUGUACCUGUUGAAUUAGAAAGAAAGGACAGAGAUAAACCAGAAAAUGUUGACUCUGACGACAAUUUGAAGGACGGGAUAAGACUGAAAUGGAAUUUAACCUCCUGGGAGAGUUGUGUUAAAUGCAAAGAAAGUGGAGGCAAAUGCAGGGAACCGGAUGGAAGUUUUCAGUGCUUCUGUUCUGGUAAAGCUUAUCCGCGUACUUGCAAAAGAGGAAACAACCAGGCACGUUUGAAGAUUGGAUUAGGUAGUGGAAUCGGUGCCUUGGCCAUUAUUUGUCUCUGUUUGUGCAUCUAUAGGAUUCGCUACAGACAACAGCAUUCCUUCUUAAAAUUCCGCUCAAGACAUGCUUCUUCCAAAUCUUCCUUGAAAGCAGAUCUUGAAGUGGGCAAUGUAUACUUCGAGGUCCCCAUUUUCACCAAUGGCGAGCUUGAAGAAGCUACUAACUAUUUCGAUUCUGCCCGGGAGCUCGGAGAUGGAGGUUUUGGAACCGUGUACUUUGGCAAACUUCGAGAUGGCCGGGAAGUAGCUGUUAAGCGUCUAUACGAGCGCAACUAUCGGCGGGUGAAGCAGUUCAUGACUGAAGUCCAAAUCCUUACUCGCUUGCGCCACAGAAACCUCGUCUCUUUAUACGGCUGCACUUCACAGCACAGCCAUGAACUCCUGCUGGUCUAUGAGUACAUCCCGAACGGCACAGUAGCCGAUCAUCUACAUGGGGAGCGAGCGAAGCAGGACCCUCUCCUGUGGCCUACUCGUAUUAGCAUCGCCAUAGAAACGGCCACCGCAUUGGCUUACCUUCAUGCGUCUGACACAAUCCACCGUGACGUGAAGACUAACAACAUCCUCCUUGACAAUAACUUUAGUGUCAAAGUAGCGGAUUUCGGCCUUUCUCGGCUGUUCCCCAACGAUGUGAGCCACGUGUCAACCGCUCCUCAGGGGACUCCGGGUUAUGUGGACCCCGAGUAUCAUCAGUGUUACCAGCUUACGGAAAAGAGUGAUGUCUACAGUUUUGGGGUAGUAUUAGUGGAACUCAUAUCGUCCAUGCCAGCGGUUGAUAUAAGCCGAGACAGGCACGAGAUUAAUUUGGCCAACUUAGCGACUAGCAAGAUACGGAACCGUGCGUUCCACGAAUUGAUUGAUCCAAAUCUGGGGUUCGAGUCGGAUCCCGAAAUCAAUAGGAUGAUCAUGGCAGUGGCCGAGCUGGCUUUCAGGUGCUUGCAACAGGACAAGGACUUGAGGCCCUCCAUGGGGACUGUCCUGGAGGAGUUGAAGGCGAUUUCGAGUGGGACACAUGAGCCCGACAAGUCUAAGGAUGUGAGCGAUGAUAACAGCGCUGGUCAAGGCAAGAACCCGCCUCCUUCGCCGGAAUGCGAUGAUGCGGGGCUGUUGAAGAAUAUGAAGUCGCCGACUUCACCUGUUUCCGUGACUCAAAAAUGGGGAAGCAGUGGCAGUUCUUCUGUACAUAGUGGUUGACACAUAGUCGGAUCAGUUCUCUCAUGCAAUUUUCCCUUCUCCAUCUUGGCUUAAAGUUUUCUUGCAUUUCGUUAAUGGUUUCUAGCUAAUAUUAUACACAAUGUAGAUGAUAUAGCAGGCGAUCAAGUUUUCCAUUUUUGUCAUCAUUUUUCUGCUUCUACAUGUCAGCACUUCUAUUGAGGCUGGAGGACGAUUUGAUGUAAAUACUACUUAGUAAAGAGCACUUUCCUAAGAGUACGAAUAAAGGAUUGUACACAUA